AUGGCCAUGGAUAAUGUAGACCCAGCCGGUCGCGGCUUCCUAGGCGACCUUGCACCUUCCGUUCUCCCAGUCUACCAAUAUCGGGACCGGGAGCAGUUGCUCAACACCAUCAAGCAAGCAGUCGCGACAGCAAGCAAGGCCACUACCAGUGAAUGGUUUCUUAUCAAACGCGUUAACAAUUCAAUAUUCACAAGUGAAUUUCUUCUGGCAAAAGAAGGCCCAUUUGCUUCCUGGUCCUCGUAUGACGCCCAGUUAGACCGUGUGCUAUUAAGAGUGACCAAGUCUAAAGCCCAUGAAGUCGCUUCGGAAAUCUUCCAAGUCCUACUCUACGAUGCAAUCAAGCCUAUGGGGAUGGAUCGCUCCCUUGACCCAACCGGAAGUGCUACCCACCAUGCUGCAAUAGGGGCUAAAGAAGCCGACAAGGCGUGGCAGCCAUUCCGACUCCCACGCGGCCGAUCAAAGGACUGGCCCAGUGUCGUACUGGAAGUUGCUUUCUCAGAGAGUAGGGACAAGCUGCAGUCAGAUAUAAGAUACUGGCUCCGAGCUUCAGGGGGCGAUGUGAAGGUGGUAAUCACCCUCCAAAUCAAUCAACACUCCCCCAACAUCACCAUCGAGGAUUGGGGAACCCAGGGCGACAAAUCUGUCAACCACCUUCAUCAAACCGUUCAGAUCUCAAGGAAGGGCAGUAAAAUCACAACCACGGGGUCUCCUCUGGUUAUCGAGUUCGAAAAGCUCUUCCUGAGACCCCCCAUCGAACCGAGAGAACGAAAUAUUCAGAUCGACGACGGGGAACUGCAAUUCUUAGCAGAGAAAGUUUGGGACUGGCAGGGGAUAUGA
Molecule: messenger RNA, 837 nt
Organism: Penicillium egyptiacum
Lineage: Eukaryota; Fungi; Ascomycota; Eurotiomycetes; Eurotiales; Aspergillaceae
Source: the annotation of a GenBank genome assembly